AUGUCUGAAAAACCAUGGCUUGAAAAAUAUCGUCCACAAAAGAUAGAAGAUAUAGUUGGAAAUGAUAUAACAAUGCAACGUUUAAAACAUUUUGCCGUUAAUGGCAAUAUACCAAAUUUAUUGUUAUAUGGUCCACCUGGAUGUGGUAAAACAACUUGUGUUUGGGCUAUGGCUAAAGAAUUAUUAGGUGAAUACUCGAAAAAAGGUAUAUUAGAAUUGAAUGCAUCAGAUGAAAGAGGUAUUGAUGUUGUACGGGAUAGAAUAAAAAGUUUUUGUCAAGCUAAAGUUACAUUUCCUUCUCCACAUAUGACAAAAAUUGUAAUACUUGAUGAGGCUGAUUCAAUGACAGAAGGAGCACAACAAGCUAUGAGAAGGAUUAUGGAAGAGUAUAGUGAAACAACAAGAUUCGCUUUUGCUUGUAAUCAAAGUGAAAAAAUUAUUGAACCAUUACAAUCUCGUUGUGCUAUUGCUCGUUUCUCUAAAUUGAGUGAUGAAGAAAUUUUAAAAAGAUUAUUAUAUGUUUGUGAAAAAGAAAAUGUAUCUUAUGAUCCAAAAGGUCUCAAGGCUAUUAUAUUUACAGCAGAUGGUGAUAUGAGACAGGCUUUAAAUAAUCUUCAAUGUACAUUUGCUGCUUAUGGAAAUGUAACAGAUGAUUAUGUAUACAAAGUUUGUGAUGAACCACACCCAGAUCGUAUAAAAACAAUAUUUGAAGAAUGCGCUGUUGGAAAUAUGACAGAUGCUUUUGAAAUUGUAGAUCAAUUAUAUAAAUUAGGUUACUCAGUUCCAGACAUUAUGAAUCAUAUUGGAAGGAUUUGUAGAUUAUGUAAAUUACCAGAAGUUCUUAAACUUGAGUAUAUGCGUGAAAUAGGCUUGGUACAUGCUGAUGUUUUAAGGGGUGUGGCCAGUAGAGUACAGCUAGCAGGUCUAAUAGCAAAAUUAGCUUUGACACAAAAAAGAUUAAAGGAGGAAGAAAAUGUGAAACAAAAAUGA
Messenger RNA from Strongyloides ratti, 990 nucleotides. Its product is annotated as Replication factor C subunit 2. Gene Ontology annotation, molecular function: ATP hydrolysis activity; DNA binding; DNA clamp loader activity. Bases 1 to 990 code for a protein of 329 amino acids. The record is from RefSeq and is a predicted model, not a curated record. The transcript is spliced from 4 exons. Lineage: Eukaryota; Metazoa; Nematoda; Chromadorea; Rhabditida; Strongyloididae. Gene Ontology annotation, cellular component: nucleus; DNA replication factor C complex. Gene Ontology annotation, biological process: DNA-templated DNA replication; DNA repair.